Ramularia collo-cygni is the source of this 891-nucleotide messenger RNA. RefSeq names its product probable BEM46 family protein. Gene Ontology annotation, cellular component: membrane. The record is from RefSeq and is a predicted model, not a curated record. Gene Ontology annotation, molecular function: palmitoyl-(protein) hydrolase activity. The transcript has 3 exons. NCBI's taxonomy places the organism in Eukaryota, Fungi, Ascomycota, Dothideomycetes, Mycosphaerellales, Mycosphaerellaceae. Bases 1 to 891 code for a protein of 296 amino acids.
AUGGCCUCACUCUGGCCAUGGCUUCGACUUCCCUUCUACCUGAGCACAGCCGCCGUUAGUAUGGGAGGUGGCACAUUAUAUUAUUUUCAGAAUGAGAUCAUUUAUCCUCGAAACUUACCCCCUGGAACUCGCACUGACGUGCCUCGACCAGCCGACGUUGGUAUAGAAGAGAGUGAGGAGCUCUCAAUACCGACUCCAGACGGUGAAACCCUCAGUGCCUUUCUAGUAAAGCCCCCAAACAAGUCACAAGCGUUACCCAUUACGAUCCUUUGCUUUCACGGAAAUGCAGGCAAUAUCGGACACAGAUUGCCAGUCGCGAAAGUCCUCGCAGAAGAUAUGCAGUGCACUGUCUUGAUGCUGGAAUAUCGUGGCUACGGGCUAUCCACUGGCUCUCCCAACGAGGAAGGUUUGCGGAUUGAUGCGCAGACUGGACUGGACUACAUUCGCAGCCGACAGGAUCUGAAAGACAGCAAUAUAGUUGUCUAUGGUCAARGUCUGGGUGGUGCGGUUGCAAUCGAUCUGGUGAAGGGAAACAAAGGCACCGGCGACAUCAAAGGACUCGUGCUGGAGAAUACCUUCCUCAGCAUUGCAAAGAUGAUUCCGCACGCUGUCCCUGUUGCCAAAUACCUCAUUCCACUCUGUCGCGAUAAGUGGAGGAGUGAGGAGAUGAUAAGCCAGAUUACGGAUAUCCCGAUCCUAUUCCUAAGUGGACUCAAGGAUGAGAUUGUCCCACCAUCUCACAUGAAAGAACUGAUGAAAUUGAGUCGCUCAUCAACGGUAGUAUGGAAGGAACUACCAAACGGCGAUCACAACAACACUGUCGGCGAACGGGGCUACUUCCAGUAUAUUCAGGACUUUUUGAUCGCAAAUGUGCUCAAGGUUGAUGCAUAA